This is a messenger RNA of Lagopus muta (rock ptarmigan), 2216 nucleotides long. RefSeq lists its product as uncharacterized. The record is from RefSeq and is a predicted model, not a curated record. The transcript has 2 exons. Lineage: Eukaryota; Metazoa; Chordata; Aves; Galliformes; Phasianidae. The coding region runs from base 1004 to 1807 and encodes 267 amino acids.
GGGGGAGGGCAGAGGCCUGUCGCCCCUGUCACGGACAUAGAUUGAUCUGGUCAAAUCCGUGACAGAUUUUUGGCGCCCAACGUGGGGCUCGACUGCUUUUUAGUUUUUUGAACGAAUCUUUUUUUCUCUCUGCUCUUAGAGAGCUUCGUUAGGGAGCAUUGUCAGUAGUUCAGGUUUCUGUGCUGGAAAACCUGACCUUGAAAGAUUAGGCGUACUGCCAGUGUUCUGGGAUAUUUGUAAACUUUGAGCACUACUUAGUCUGGGUAGUGCCUUUUUUCUUUUUUUUUUCUCUCCUCUUGUUAGCUUCAAUUCAUUAACCCUUUUUUAGCAAGCACCAGCGAUGAACCCACUCGUUAUCGUGGGGGUGCUGGGUAAAGGAUUUAAAGCAAUGGUGUUAGUCACAACCUACUGGCCAAUAAUCCAUCUCACACUUGUGUGUUUUGGAAUUGCAUCCAUAUAUAUCUAUCUAAGGGCACUGAUGGAGACACCUAUGUUUUACCUAUUUGCAAUGUGGUAUGAUUUGAACUUUGACAUCUACAUCCCAGAAGGAAUGGCUAAUUUCACAAACAACUACAUCCCAGAAGGAAUGGCUAAUUUCACAAACAACUACAUCCCAAAUGGAGUAGCUAAUUUCACAAACAGCUACAUCCCAAAUGGAAUAGCUAAUUUUACAAACAACACGAUGUUCAGACCAGUCUCUGGGUUUUCUUCUCGGUUUGUCAAACGUUUUUUGAAUCCUGAAUUAAUACCCAUGUUGUUGUUCGUGUCAUCAGUUUUCCUGAAUGUAUUCCUAUGCAUUCGUAUUAAGGGAAAGGAGUCUCUUCCAAAACUAGAGAAUGAUGAUUGGCAGGGAAUAUGGAGAGGUUUAGGAAAGGUUUUAGAAGCAUGAGGACCCGCAGUGUCAUGGGAUUUUACUCUUGAACACCUGUGGGAUCCUGAGAAACUAAGCCAGUAUUUGAGUCAGGGACUAUGCGGCUUACAUAAAUCUAAGGAGGUACAACUUAUGUGGGGUUUGGCUUGUGCUUACCGUGCCCUAUAUAAUACCAUUCUGGAGAGAGAGAGUUUCCGAGCUGAGGUUCAAGCCAAAGGGGAAAAUCCCCAAGUCAAAUCUAAUCAAUCACAGGAGACACCAGUAACAAUACCGGUUGCUCCUGUGGAGGGCAAGAAAUGGAAACGAGUGUCUUCGCGUCUUGAACGAAAAAGAGAAGAAGAGGAGGAGGAGGAGGAAGAUCCAGGCGAGGGGCCCUCCUCAGAACCACCACCAUCGCGAAAGGCAAAAGCAAAAACUAAGAGACAUGCAGAAGAGAGUGAUGAAGAGGAAGUCUCUAUUACUACUCGCCGGCCUCUAAAGAUGACUGAAAUUCAAGGUUCAAGAAAGGAGUUCACACGGCGCCUGAAUGAAAGUAUUGUUUCCUGGUUGGUUCGCUGUUGGGACAGUGGGGCCCAUAGCUUGUCUCUGGAUGGUAAUGAAGCUCGCCAACUAGGCGCCAUUGCCAGAGAUCCAGCUAUUGAUAGAGGAAUUAGUCGAUGUUCGGAUGAGGCUGCCUCCCUCUGGGAACGAGUGUUAAUAGCCGUGAAGGAAAAGUAUCCCUUCAAAAAUGGCUUGAAGAUUGCGAUGAAAAAGUGGGAUACAGUUGAAAAGGGUAUCCAGUAUUUGAGGGAAAUAGGCAUGGUGGAAAUGUUGUAUGACCUUAACUUUGUUCCUAACCACCCACACCAAAACCGCGACCCUGACAAAGUGAGCACGACGCCUGAGAUAUGGCAAAAAUCGUGCCAACAGCGCCGGACAAAUAUGCCUCUACACUAACGUCAGCGUGUGACAGAUACCAAGAACAACAGAGAACGCCCUUAGUUUAUGAAUUAAUUGUUAUGCUCCAAAAUUACGAACAGUUGCUGUCCCCAAUUAAUGCUGCCGUGGCUGCUAUAUCAAAAAUGACGGAGCAAGCGUCUCAACUGAUUAACCGUGACAAACCUGCAGCAGUAUCAGAAAAGCUUGAUGACGAUCAGGAUAAUCAAAUGAGUCUAGUGAAGGAGAUGAUGAAAUUUUGGCGAGCCCACCUAACUAAAGACAAUGAACCUUCAUUCUCACGUGCACCAUCAAAAAUCUCAGCUGUUAGAGGCAAACGCUCUCCAGCUCAAGUAAGGGAUAAUACACCGCGAAUUGUCUUAUGGUAUUACCUACGUGACCAUGGAGAAGACAUGAGGAAGUGGCACGG